Messenger RNA from Octopus bimaculoides (California two-spot octopus), 396 nucleotides. RefSeq lists its product as uncharacterized. The record is from RefSeq and is a predicted model, not a curated record. NCBI's taxonomy places the organism in Eukaryota, Metazoa, Mollusca, Cephalopoda, Octopoda, Octopodidae.
AUGCCGAUAACAGCCGAAGACAUAUGGGACGCGAUGUCGAGCUGCACAAGGGAGAGGUCUCUGGGGUUCGAUGGUCGGCCCUUCGUGCUUUAUCUUCAUAUGCCAGACUUGUUUAGUGAUCUCUUGGCUGAUAUCUACCACAACUGGCAGCAAAACGGGAGAAUAUUCAGUGCUGUGAGCCGUGGUGUGGUAGUGCUGCUGAGAAAGGACCCGAACAACGGGGACCGAUUAGAUCAUGUUUGUCCCAUAACUUUGCUAAAUGCAGAUUAUAAGAUUUUGACCAAGGUGUCAGCCAAAAGGUUGACGCUUAUUGUCGAAAUAGCAAACGAGGAGCUUUAUAACCACAGAAAUGAUAAAAGAUUGUUUAUGUUAUUGUUACGGUAUCUUCCAUAUUAG